UUCCCGUCAACAUUGCCUCGUUGUCCCGUUGUGAAAGCUCCAGCCUCUCCCCUCCAUCCUCAGCUGCUGAAGCCCCCGCCGGUGAGGGGAACCCGGAUCUGGGACUCGGACGGUCCCCGGUGAUCCUCACACGCAACAUCCGAACCGUGGACCAGGAAAUAUCUUUUAUUUUUCAUUUUUCCGUGUUCGUGUCGGUUUGUAACGGUGAGAGACGGACUACUGCAGCGGGGGGAGAUGCUGUCAUGCAGAGACGUCAUUGAUUUAAAAGGCAACAAAAAAACACAGCAGUGACAUUAACUGGGGAUCGUUUUAUUUAUAUAUUUAUUUUAUCACCGAGAGGCAGGAACCGAACCCGGAUCGACGUGACAGUAGCCUGCAUGUCUGCCGAGAAACACCGAGGAAGUGAGAAUGUAACCCAUGACAGAGAUUCACCCACAUCCGUUCUGCCUGGAAGUCUUCUUCACUGAAUCAACGCUGUCAUGUCAGCGUGAUCCCACGAGAUUUUUUAUUUUUUUUUCUUAAUCAGAAAAACUAGACGGAUGCUCCGAACAGUCUUUAUGAAUAAUCUAAAUUAUUUAGGUGCAUAAUCAGUUCCUAAAAUCUGAAUUCCUGCAAAGAAAUCAAUUUGAUUUAAACCUUUAAGAAAGGAUUUAACAAAUGUGAGAUUGACACAGGGAAUGUAAACAAUCUCUCAGUACAAGGUCUAUUUAGUAGCUGUGCUGGACCUUUUAAUCCCAUCCCACGAUCUUCAUCAGCAGAUGGAGAUUUUUUUGAAUCGGAAAAAAAAACUAGACGUGAUGCUCCCAACAGUUUUGGGAUUUAUUUGAAUUUUUUCAUGCAGAGCAUCAGGUUAUUAUAAAAUCUCACUUUCUGCAAAAAAAAAUUUGAUUCAUUUUGAUUUAAUCUUCAAUGAAUGAUAGGCAAGUUUGAGAUUGAAAGUUCAGUCUUGACCUGGAAAAAAAAGUAGCCUAAGGUCUAUUUAGUAGCUGUGCUGGAGCUUUUAAUCACAUCCCAUGAUCUUCCUCAGCAGUUCAAGUUUAAUUACUUGACACUGGAACAGGAAGGACGGAGGCUGAAUAGGGACAAAAACACAUCGAAGCGACAAAAGGAAUUGACUUGCUCUUAAAGCGCUGAUAUAAUAUAUCAUAUUAUUCGUCAGUUCGCUGCUACACGCUGUUGUGAUGCUGGAUGUGGUGAAGAUGAAAGAGGCGUGCAGGAUCUGCGCCCGCGAGCUCUGCGGCAACCAGCGGCGCUGGAUUUUCCACCCGGCGGCCAAGCUCAACCUGCAGGUGCUGCUGUCCCACGCCCUGGGCCACGAGCUGACCCGGGACGGCCGCGGGGAGUUCGCCUGCUCCAAGUGCGCCUUCAUGCUGGACCGCAUGUACCGCUUCGACACGGUCAUCGCCCGCGUGGAGGCGCUGUCUCUGGAGCGCCUCCAGAAGCUGCUGCUGGAGAAGGACCGGCUGAGGCAGUGUAUCGGAGGCCUUUACCGGAAGAACAACGCCGAGGAUGGGAACGUCGUGGCGGUCGUUGGCACCGACGUGGCGUCCGAAGACUCUCCUGUGGUGGAUCUGUCAGCCCUGCAGGAUGGACGGUACUCCGUUAUGAUCCAGGAUGAUCUGACCUACUCCGAGUACGAAUCCUGGGCUGAUAAGGAGGACGCCGCCACUCCUGACGCCCACACGCAUCACCACCUCCAGUGCCCAGCGGCAGACUCCGUCUCUGGCCAGAAGCCGAGGCGGUGCAGGGGUUGCGCGGCGCUCCGUGUUGCUGAUUCGGACUACGAGGCCGUGUGCAAGGUUCCUCGCAGGGUCGGGCGCAGGAGCACAUCCUGCGGCCCGUCCACCCGCUACUCAACAGCCACUCCGGGGGUCGAGGAGCCGGCCACAGCCCCCGGAGGGUCUGAGGCAACAGCAGUCGCCUUUGAGUCCACUGAUCAGACCGCGUGUGACCGGACGAGUCCCAGCCCGGCAUCGUCCGUAGAAUCUCUGGACACCGCCGUGGACGUGAGCUGCCUUCCUGUGAACCAGAAAGACAAGGAAGAAGAUCCACAGGAGGCUCCAGCGAGAAGGGACAUGACAUGGGACAAAGACCCAAGCGAGAGCUCCGUCUCUGGGCUUGAGAUGACGCUGAGCCUCCUGAGGGGCUGGGUGUACCGGCCGGUGAAGCCGCGGAGAGGCAGCAAGCUCCCAGUUCUGGUCAAAGCCAAGCUGGAGCAAGGCCUGUCGCUGUCCCUGUCCGUCCCCCACCUGAGGUCCCCCUGUACAGGGGCAGCGGACUGUGAGCUGUACCACCACCAGUCUGUCCCGGAGGUGGUGACCCCGUGUCCGCAGCAGGAUCUGCAGGCGGAGCUGGCCGAGAUGGAGGAGCAGUGGCUGGAUGAUUAUGUUCAGUGCAGGCCGUUCCGCUUUCAGCAGAGGCUGAUUGCCGAGCAGCAGGGUCAGCUCAGCCAGUACGAGAGCGCUGCGGGUCAGUGUGUCGGCGAGCUGCAGAAGGCCCAGGACCAGGUCUGCUCGCUCCAGGCCAAGAUCAGAGAGAGCGAGACCAGGAACCAGAAGCUGCAGGAGCGUCUGGGUGCGAUGGAGUUGGAGCUGCGUUCGGCCCGAGAGGAAGCCCAGCGACAGGAGAGAAGCAUCCAGAACAUAACGGACACCGCUAACUCCAAGGAGGCCGAGGCUGCGGAGCUGUAUCGGGCGAUUGAGGAACAGAAUAAGAUGCUGUGUUCUCUCAAAGAGCUCGCCCAGCGCGGCCAGCUGCAGGUGUCCGGUGCAGACAGUGCUCGGGGUCAGGGUGAGGUGCUGGCUCUGCAGGCCUCUCUCUUCCAGGCUCAGCUCGAGCUGCAGGCGGGUCAGCGGGCGCAGCGGCAGGCCGCCAGGAUGCAGGAGGACCUGAGCCGAGCCCUGCAGCGGCUGGAGCAAGACCUGCAUGGGGCGCUGCAGCACCGGAGGGACACGGAGAGACACAACCAGGAUCUGCAGCUGGCUCUGGAGAAGGCUCGAUCGGCUCUGCAGGAGAGGGAGGAGCAGCUGAGAGAGGGCGACGGCGAGCGCCAGAGGCAGGACGCGGCGAGAGAGAAGACGGUCCGAGAGCUGAGGGCGGCGCUGCAGACCAAAGAGCAGCUGAUGGAGGACUACUGUCAGCUGCUGGAGGAUCCAAAGGAGGAGAGAGACUCUCUGCUUCAGAAACUCCACCAGAGAAUCAAGGAGAGAGACCGAGCUCUGGAGCGAGCGCUGGACGACAAGUACCGCAGCGUGGAGGAGAAAGAGGAGGCGACUCGUCGGCUGCAGCUGCUGCUCAGAGAGCGGGAGAGAGACCUGGAGAGGCAGCGCUGCGUCCUCGCCAACAACGAGGAGACCAUCACUAGCCUGGAGGUGCUGCUGCGCGGGAAGGCUCUGGAGCUGGAGCAGGUGUGCGACGCCUGGAGGAGCGUCCAGCGUCAGCAUCACGAGAGCGAACGGAGACAGAGCGGCGUCCUGAGAGAGAGAGACGCCAUCAUCAGCCAGCUGCAGGCGGCGCUGCACGCUCGCACGCAGGAGGCCCAGGAGCUGCGCUGCUCCCUGCUGGCUCCGAUCCAAUCAGUUCCCAACGACGUUCUGGAGGAGCUGAAGGCCCGCCUCCAGCUCAAGGACCGCCUCUUCCAGGAAGUACUGGCCGACCGCACCCAGCAAGCCCAGCAGCACCACGAGCAGGUCCAGGAUCUGCUCAGAACCAUCAGCUCCAGGGACCAGUACAUCCAGGAGUCUGCGGGCCGGCUCAGUGAGGUGAUGGGCGAGCAGACGGGGAGGCUCCAGGAGCUGCGCAGACAGCUGAGCUCGGGCGUCGGGUCAGGGUCAGGGUCAGGGUCUGGGUCAGGGUCUGGGUCAGGGUCUGGGGCAGACGCGGCUCUGGAGCUACAGGCCAUGCAGGAGGAGCUGCGUCUGGCUCUCAGGAGGGAGGCGGAGAGCCAGGAGCUGAGCAGGAGCCAGGCCGCCAGGGUGGACGCCCUCACCGCCACGCUGCACGUGAAGGACGAGAUCAUCCGGGACUUCCAGAGGCAGAUGGUGGAGCCCUCCGCUCUCCCGCUGGUUGAGCAGUUGACCCAGCAGGUUCAGGAGCUGAGGGAGAGCCUGUUCCAGCAGGACGGUCCCCCGGCCAGAGGCCCCGUCCUGGUCCGGGACUGGCCUAACGGCAGGCAGCCUGAGUUUGGAGAGCUGAGCUCUGAGGAUGAAGACGAGGCCGAUGAUGAUUUAAACAGCGAGUACACCGAGAGCGUUGAUGAAGACGAGUCCAAACUGAGGGUCCAGUCUCUGGCCAACACCAAGGGUUGUGGAGGCCCAGAAAAGGCUUCAUCCCAGGAUCAGCUGUUUGACAGGCAGGGACUGAUGGAGGUCAAACAGCUGGUGGAGCAGAAGAGGGCGGUGGAGAGAGAGCUGGGAGAGCUGAAGGCUCAGCUGGAGAAGGCCGGCUUCUCCUCACUCUCACAGAUGAGGAAAGCUCUGUUCAGCCUGCAAGCAGAGAACGGAGAUUUGAAGCAUCGGCUGGCUCAAGGGCUGCAGCCCGACGGUAAACACAGCGAAGGACAGAUGGGGUUGGACGAGGAAGACGAGGAGGAAGAGUUGGAUGUGACCAUAGAAGGGGUGGAGGAGGAUGAAGAGGAAAUCUCUGAGAUGUGGGACCCCUGGGAUGGCGAGCAGACAAACAUCCAGCCCGCCGAUGAGCAGAGAGCCGACAGACCGGAGUCACUGCACCCACUCUCCGAAUCCUCUCAGGAUGUCGUGGACAGCGAGCGUUCAGCCAGUCCGCAGCAGGGCGCCGUGUCCUCGCCGAAAAGUGGGAAGACAGUCCGUCUGCAGCAGAAGAGCAAAGAGCUGCAGGAGAGGCUGAUGGUGUCUGAGGCCACGGUGCAGGCUCAGGCCGAGCAGCUCAAAGACUACAGGGAGCUGCUCACGGAGACAGCCGUGCAGCAGGACAGUAAGCAGAUCCAGGUGGACCUGCAGGACCUGGGCUACGAGACCUGCGGCCGCAGUGAGAACGAGGCCGAGAGGGAAGACACCAGCAGCCCAGAGUUUGACGACCUGGAGAUGUGCACCUCUCUGGACUGUGGUUCCCAGUGGUGGCCUGCCAACACCAGCAGCAGCGCCACCUUAACCAAAGGAACGCCCCAGGGCUCCGGCGACGGAGACGAGAUGUCCUCUCUCCAGCGCCUGGUGGAGGACCUCCGCUCGCAGCUGUCCCGCUCCCAGGCGGUGAUCCGCGGCCUCCAGAGCCGCCUGCGCUCCCUCUCCACCUCCAGCGACUACGCCCCCUCCACCCCUCGCAAAGUCAACUGGUCCUUCCAGGCGUCGGAGGACGACGAGGGCUGGCAGUCGUCCGACGGGGGUCCACUGGCGUCGCCCCGUCACCCCCGCCCGGACAGGGGCCUGCAGGAGCUGGCGUCCCGCGUGGACGCACUGGAGGACCAGCUGAGGAAAGGAGGCAGCAAGUCCGUCGGCGAGGACGUAAAGUCUGCCACCUGGCCGGGUAAAUUCGAUACUCUAAUCCAGGCUCAGGCCCGAGAGCUGUCCCACCUGCGCCAGCGGCUGAGGGAGGGUCGGGGCGUGUGCAACAUCCUCACGCAGCACCUGGGCGACACCACCAAGGCCUUCGAGGAGCUGCUGAGGGCCAACGACAUCGACUACUACAUGGGCCAGAGCUUCAGGGAGCAGCUGGCUCAGAGCGGCGCCCUGGCGCAGCGAGUCGCCGCAAAGAUAAGCGGACGAGAUCAUCCCGAAGAUCCAGAUGAGAAAACAGAGCUGCUCGCCAUCCGGCUCAGUAAGGAGCUGCAGCAGAAGGACAAGAUCAUCGAAUCUCUCCGCUCCAAACUAAACCAGCAGCACCACCACCAUCAUCCUAAUCACCACCGCUCUGACACGCCCUGCAGCAGCCACGCCCUCUCCGACACCACCGACCAAUCGGAUCGCAUCUCCUAUGUGUCUGACGAGCACGGAUCCACCAACGGGGAGCUAGACCUAUGCUCCGACGUGGACGCUGCCAGCGAGCUCGGCCAGAAGGACGCGCGCUCUUCUACCAGAGUCAGCACAGGCAGCCACUCUCACAGUGUGAACACCAUGUCACGUCAUCCGUCUGUCCCUCCAUCCAUCUCCUCGUCCAUCCACACAGCCCAGUCCUGUCUCAGCUGUCCCAGCAUGCAUUGCCCCAGCUCGCAACACAAGCCCGCAGCAGAGAUGCCGAGUCAGACAGCCUCAGUCUUCCCCUCUACUCUCUUCCACCCUCCCCUCUCCUCCCCCUCCUCCGCCUCCCCCCGCCAGAGGGCACCUCUGCCCUUCCAUCCUCACCCCCCAACCCUGCAAACCCGUUACCCAGGCAGCGGGGGAGUGGGGUUCUCCCUGGCCGAGGUGCAUCAGGAGCUGCAGAUGUUACAAAGGCAGCUGGGAGACAACGAGAGGUUUUCCACUCCCCAGUCCAAACCUCCCCAGGGUUUCCCGUUCUCCCAGCAGCAGCCCGACUCCUCUGCCUUCCCGCCUCUCUCCUACCACGGAUACCGGCCGUCACCUUUCAGCAGCGGCCUGGACGCCGGCUCCACGUUGAAGGCCGGGGCCAGUCUGCUGGAGAGCAGUGCAUUGUGGGAUAUGAGCUACGGUAACCGGGCAGUGAGACUCGGAGCUGACCUGUCUUCGGGAUCCUCGGGGUACCAAUCAGGCACCAGCAACACAGGUUCAGACCUGAUGAAGGAGCAUCUGAGAGAGAUCAGGAGUCUGAGACAGAGACUGGAGGACUCCAUCCAGACCAACGAGCGCCUCCGACAGCAGCUGGAGGAGAGACUGGCCCGCACCGCCACUGAGAAAGGUGCUCCUACUAACAUCUACAUCCAGGGUCUGGACUCGGCCGGCCAGCUCUCCAGUGAGAUCAGACUCCUGAAGGAGGAGAACGUCAGCCUGCAGAGCCAGCUGAAGCAGGCGGCCAGAGAGAGCACCAAGGAGACGGAGCAUCUGAAGAAGGCGGAGCUAGAGGCAGAGAGGUGGGCGGAGCAAAGCAGGAAGCUGCAAACGGAGACUGAAGCUCGCAGGCUCGAGAUUACACAACUGAAACAGGACCGGCAGAAGAACCAGGAAGCCGUCAACAGACUGCAGCACGAGGUGAGCGUGGUCCAGCAGCAGCUCUGUGAGAGCCGCAGUCUGGUCCUCUCUCUUCAGUGCGAGCUGCAGGUGCAGCGCCGAGCGUGUGUAGUCGCCACAAACACGCGCGCAGCAGGUCAGGCCAGUAAAGAAGCCAAACUUGGACCCAGCGCUGCGACCUUUGACCCCAGAGAGCUGCACGUUCAGCUGGAGCAGCAGCUGAGCGGACAGGCCGACACACAGCCUCCAUCCAGGAGACAGCUCUUCAACGAAAGCGUCCCGUCCCCGCCUGUGAGAGACACUGGACUCGUCAGUCCUUCCUCUCCUCUUCAUCCUGCGCAGAAACAUGCAGCAGAAACCGGAGCAGCCUCCACCCUGCAGGGUCAAGCCCCAGACGGCUCAUUCGCCAACCGUCAUGGCGCCCAUGCAGUGGGCCACAUUGAUGACUUCAAGGCUCUGCAGCAGCAGAUCCUGCAGGGCGGCGCUCUCCUCCGCAAGAUGGAGACCGCCCUGUAUUCCCUGAGUGGCCCGCAGGAGUUCAGCCUUCAUCAGCCUUCAGACUCAGGAUCCGUCAGGAAGCUGCUGUCUGACACUAAAAGCCUGCGACAGAUACUGGAGGAGGCCGACUCGCUGCUCCGGAUGUUCUGGAGAGCAGCUCUGCCAAACUCCGAGGAAACCAAACAGGAUGCGUCUCUGAGGGAGGAGGUCGUCUCUCUCCGGCUGAGGCUCUCAGAGCAAGAGCAGGCUCUCAAGGACGCCAUGGAGAGAGUCAAGAGCUCCAACCGCACCAAAGAUAGCAUGGAGCACUUUAUAGUCAACCAACUGUCGAGAACACGGGACGUGUUGAGUAAAGCAAAGACAAACUUACAGGAGAACCAGCUCAGGAUUUCCUCCCUCCGCCGUGCCUCUUCCUCCCCCUCGUCCUCCUCUUUUCCCUCCCCCUUCUCUUCCUCACCCUUCUCUUCUUCCUCACACCCCUGGCCUGGUAAAGGUGAAAACACAGGAGGUUUCUGUGAGCUCGCCUUCUCUCCUGGUUGGGGUGUCAUGAAGCCUCGGAUUUCCUCCUCCUCCUCUUCCUCCUCCUCCUCUUCCUCUGCUGUGCCGGGACGGGCUCAGCUCCAGCGCCCCCUGCAGUCAGCCUUCCUGUAGUGCACCAUCUCAUUGUUCAAACUGAUGGAAAAUGAUGGAGAUUCUGUCUCUCUUAUUGUCUGGAGAAGCCUUUCAGUUGUGUGCUGUCUGUCUGUCAAGAGUUUGUUGUUAGAGUCCUGCAGGUUCAUGAUACUUUAUGAAUGUGAAUGGUUGUUUUAUGAUUGGCUGAGGCCAUCAACUGAAGCGUUUCCUCUCAUUUAUAUGAGACCAGACUGAGUUUGGCUGGAGUUGGUUUAUGAUUCACAACUUUGGAUUAAGCCUUUUUUUUCAUUUUCACAGAUAAAAUCUAAACUUUACAAAUAUGAAAACAGAUUUGAAACAGUUUUGGGGCUCUUAGCAACUGUUGAGUCCAGGUCUGAUGAUUCUACAUGUACUGUUUUUAAUGUGGAGCUGCUCUUAUGUGGUCUUCUUGGCACAUGAAAACAGUGACACUGGGGGUGGCUUCUAGGUCUCCAGCCCCGAAUCUUUUGGGGUUUUAAAGUAACUUCAACUUUAUGUCAUUUUACCUCAGUCUCUCUGACAGGACUGGACCGCAAAGUCAAUGGAGCAAAAGUUCUGUUACUGGGGAAAUAUCAUCUUUUGAUUCUGUGAACUCUACUAAAAAAUAUGAUUCAAGAUUAGUAAUGCCAAAUAUCAUAGCCUCCUCCUACGUACUUCCGCUCAGUUUUCAUUUUCCUUCAGUACUCCGUCUGGGUUUGCGGUAUAUUCUGUGGUUUUUUCUCCGGUAAAAUCUUUACCGGUCCAAUCC
Molecule: messenger RNA, 8991 nt
Organism: Perca fluviatilis (European perch)
Lineage: Eukaryota; Metazoa; Chordata; Actinopteri; Perciformes; Percidae
Gene: pde4dip
Product: phosphodiesterase 4D interacting protein
Exons: 37
Coding region: 1182-8243 (2353 amino acids)
Cellular component (GO): nucleus; microtubule organizing center
Molecular function (GO): zinc ion binding
Source: RefSeq, a predicted model, not a curated record